Molecule: messenger RNA, 252 nt
Organism: Baudoinia panamericana UAMH 10762
Lineage: Eukaryota; Fungi; Ascomycota; Dothideomycetes; Mycosphaerellales; Teratosphaeriaceae
Exons: 2
Source: RefSeq, a predicted model, not a curated record
AGCGCAGCGGUAGAACCACCGGACUACCUAGACGAGCGAGAGCGCAAGAUAUUUGAUACUGUCAAGCAAGAGCUCAAGCCCACGAAGCUCGAGGUGCAAGACAUUUCCGGCGGUUGUGGUUCGAUGUACGCUUUAGACAUUGUGUCUGAGAGCUUCAAGGGCCUGCCUGUUAUCAAGCAGCACCGGCUGGUCAACAAAAUCCUUGGCGAGGAGAUCAAGAACUGGCAUGGAGUCCAGUUAAAGACCAAGGCG